Molecule: messenger RNA, 1914 nt
Organism: Nematolebias whitei (Rio pearlfish)
Lineage: Eukaryota; Metazoa; Chordata; Actinopteri; Cyprinodontiformes; Rivulidae
Gene: lingo4b
Product: leucine rich repeat and Ig domain containing 4b
Exons: 1
Coding region: 1-1812 (603 amino acids)
Cellular component (GO): extracellular region
Molecular function (GO): protein binding
Source: RefSeq, a predicted model, not a curated record
AUGUUUGUGGAGUCAGUUGUCCGGUGGGGUGCAUGGAGCGUCCUGGUCCUGUUUGGGCUUGGUGUAUCAGCAGGAGGUUGCCCUCCACGCUGUGUGUGUCGACCUGAAGCUAGAGCAGUGAUCUGCUCCGGCAAGUAUUUGAACUCUGUGCCGGAGGGCUUUUCCAAUGAUGCCAAGCGUUUGGAUUUAUCCCGCAAUAGGAUUAAGACUGUGGGACGCCGUCAGUUCUCUGGCCUUGUACAACUUCAAGAGUUGAACCUCAGUGAUAAUUUAAUCUCCAUGAUUGAAGUAGAGGCUUUCUUGGGCCUUAAGAAUCUCAGAACACUUCAGCUUAAGAAUAACCGCUUGAAGAUCCUCCCGGUCGGAGUCUUUUCCGGUCUGUCUAGUCUGCGCUUUUUGGAUUUAAGCCAGAAUGAGAUUCUGGUUUUCCUGGACUACACAUUCAAGGAAAUGGUCAACCUGCAAACGCUGGAGGCCGAGGAGAAUGACCUUGUCUUCAUUUCCCAACGAGCUUUCUUUGGACUGCAGAAUCUGCAAGAACUUUGUUUAGACCGCAGCAACCUGACCUCAAUUCCCACAGAGGCUUUGUCACAGCUCCAGAGCCUGACACAACUUCGAAUGCUCCGCCUCACCAUUUCUACAAUGCCCAACAAUGCUUUCCGACGGCUUCAAGGUUUGCAGAGCCUUGUCAUCUCUAACUGGCCAACAUUGGACUAUAUGGCUAGUAACAGUCUGAUUGGUCUUAAUUUAAGCUCACUUGUUAUCAGUAACUGCAACUUAAGUGCAGUUCCUUAUGCAGCACUUCGUCAUCUGGUGUAUCUGCGUUUUCUAGACUUGUCCUACAACCCCAUCACUAUUAUCCAAGGCAAUUUGCUAGGGGAUCUACUAAGACUCCAGGAGUUACACCUAGCAGGGGCAAGUCUGAUAAAAAUAGAGCCGGGAGCCUUCAGGGGACUGUCCUUUUUUCGCAUGCUAAAUGUAACAUCGAAUCAGCUCACCACUUUGGAGGAGAGUGCUUUCCAUUCAGUAGGAAACCUUCAGGUGUUGCGUUUGGAUGGGAAUCCCCUUGCAUGUGACUGUAGACUUCUUUGGGUGGUUCGUCGCAGGCUGCGGUUGAAUUUUGAUGGCCAUCAGCCCACUUGUUCCUCUCCUGAUGGGGUGAAACUGCGUGAAUUCAGAGACUUCUCAGAAAAGGAACUUCCCAGGAUUUUUACCUGCCGUCCUGCUCGUAUAAUGGACCGCAGGCCACAGGAGGCAAGGGUGGAAGAGGGUACCACUGUUCUGUUUUCCUGCAAGGCUGAUGGGGAUCCAUUCCCAUCCAUCACUUGGAUUUCAUCAAACAAGAAUGUAAUUUUUCCAACAGGAAGAGUCAGAGUUUUACCGAAUGGUACUCUAGAAGUGCGGUUUGCCCAAGUUCAGGACAGCGGCACGUAUCAGUGCCUGGCAGGCAAUGCAGCUGGCAACGACAGCCUGACGGUUGGUCUGUAUGUGAAGGGGGUUCCAGGAAACAGAUCCAUCUCGUUUUUCAUGGACGAAAGUUGGACUGAGCCUUCUAACCCCCAAGCCACCAACUCCUCAGCUCAAAUGACCAAGCCAUUCCCAUUUGAUUUAAAAACCCUGAUCAUUGCCACUACUAUGGGAUUCCUGUCUUUCCUAAGCUCAGUGGCCAUCUGCUUUGUUUUUAUGUUCUUCUGGAGCCAGAGCAAAGGUCAGAUCAAGCACACAGCAACUAUUGACUUUGUUCCUCGGUCUUCCAUGGGCGGAGGAGGAGAUGGAAGUGAAGGUGGCAGGUUCACAAUGAAACUCAUUUGAACCAAUGCAGGAUGAUGGAGAGGACUUGAAACUGAUUUGAGCUUUUCUGUAUUUUGAACUUCCACUGCUGUUUUUGGAGACAAAGUCCUGCAUUGAAAGGCA